This is a messenger RNA of Adineta steineri, 1065 nucleotides long. The record is from the annotation of a GenBank genome assembly. Lineage: Eukaryota; Metazoa; Rotifera; Eurotatoria; Adinetida; Adinetidae.
AUGUCGAACCAUGUCACUGCAUAUUCUCAUAAGAAAAAGUUUAAUAUUGAUGAUCCAAAUGUAAAACUUUUUCGUCAAUUAAUUCGUGAAUUACAAUGGAAUCACAACAGACGAUUAUUCUUCGAAGCUCGAACUGAAGCCCAAGGAGAUUGUACUGCAGAUAUUCUAGAAGGUUAUCAAUGGAACGGAGCUUAUUCAUAUAAUAGUAACGGUGUUGAUACUGCACAAAGAUGUAUGGACACUUGUGAUCUUAGUGGAAAAUGUAUGGGAUGGUCCUACAAACCUGCCACAAAAAUGUGUAUGAGAUACAGUUCAAUAGCAGGUGCCAUUAAGGUAGAUGGAGUUAGAUCUGGUUCAUGUGUUGGUACCAAUCUAAAAACGAAAUGUACCGAAACUCGAGAUGGCCAAUAUUAUGGUGUAACAGAAAAAACACUUGAGAAUAUCGCUACAGUACAAGAUUGCAUGACAAGUUGUGAUAACUUGAACAUUUGUUUUGGAUAUUUAUAUUCACCAGACGAGACAAAGUGCUAUCUACAGAACAGUGUUAGUGAGUUUGGUGCUGGCGAUGGUUUCAAAACUGGAUCGUGCAUGGCACCACAAAAACGUGUUCGUUUGGCUGAUCCAAUCAAAAUAUUCAGAGAAGAUUCAUUAGAUGGUCAUAAUCAAAAACGAAAAGAUCAUUGUGUACCGGCGUUAAUAUUAGAUGCAGGCCUUAACAAAGUAUCUCAAGAUUUUGCAAAUCAAUUAGCUGCUGCUGAUGUCACACCACCUAUUUAUGAUAUGAGCAAAAUGCAAACAGUCUAUUUUAACAAAGGAGAUGCUGCUCGUCAUGGUACCAGUAUAGUUAAUGGUUUUUAUGAUGAACAUAAAUACUUUAAUUUCGAUAAUCCAGAUUUGAUAAUGGUCAAUCAUUAUCCAAAAAUCAUCUGGAAAAGUUCAACAAAAAUGGGUGUUGGUAGAGCAUUUACAAGCGAUAAACAAACUAUGUUUGUUGUUACAACUUAUGAUUGGGAAGGUAGUUUUGUUAAUUCUUACAAAGAUAAUAUGAACAAAAAAUGUACUUAA